Molecule: messenger RNA, 3753 nt
Organism: Ornithorhynchus anatinus (platypus)
Lineage: Eukaryota; Metazoa; Chordata; Mammalia; Monotremata; Ornithorhynchidae
Gene: PTCH2
Product: patched 2
Exons: 22
Coding region: 167-3664 (1165 amino acids)
Biological process (GO): smoothened signaling pathway
Cellular component (GO): plasma membrane
Molecular function (GO): smoothened binding; hedgehog receptor activity; hedgehog family protein binding
Source: RefSeq, a predicted model, not a curated record
GGGUCGAAGAAGGGGCGACGGGGUGGUCCCCAGCGGCGGGGGCGCGCCCUCCGCCCUCCCUCACGCUCUUGCUCUCGUCUCUCUCUUACCAGCGGGCAGCCGGGUGAGCCGGGAACUGCGCUAUACGAAGGAGAAGCUGGGGGAGGAGGCCGUGUACACCUCGCAGAUGCUCAUCCAGACCCCGCGGCGGGAGGGCCAGAACAUCCUGAGCCCCGAGGCCCUGGGGCUGCACCUCCAGGCCGCCCUCGCCGCCAGCAAAGUGCAGGUGUCGCUCUACGGAAAGUCCUGGGAUCUGAACAAAAUCUGCUACAAGUCGGGAGUCCCGGUCAUCGAGAACGGGAUGAUCGAGCGGAUGAUCGAGAAGCUGUUUCCCUGCGUGAUCCUCACCCCGCUGGACUGUUUCUGGGAAGGAGCCAAACUCCAGGGGGGCUCGGCCUACCUACCGGGCCGGCCCGACAUCCAGUGGACCAACCUGGACCCCGAGCAGCUGCUGGAGGAGCUGGGCCCCUUCGCCUCCCUGGAGGGCUUCCGGGAGCUGCUGGACAAGGCCCAGGUGGGCCAGGCCUACGUGGGGCGGCCCUGCCUGCACCCCGACGACCCCCACUGCCCCCCCAGCGCCCCCAACCGACACAGCGGCCAGGCUCCGGACGUGUCCCGGGAGCUGAGCGGCGGCUGCCACGGCUUCUCCCACAAGUUCAUGCACUGGCAGGAGGAGCUGCUGCUCGGGGGCAUCGCCAAGGACCGCCAGGGCCGCCUGCUCAGCGCCGAGGCCCUGCAGACCACCUUCCUGCUGAUGAGCCCCCGGCAGCUGUACGAGCACUUCAAGGGCGACUACGAGACCCACGACAUCGGCUGGAGCGAGGAGCAGGCCGGGGCCGUGCUGCAGGCCUGGCAGCGCCGCUUCGUCCAGGUGGCUCAGCGGGCGGUGCCCGAGAACGCCACGCAGCGCGUGCACGCCUUCUCCACCACCACGCUGGACGACAUCAUGCGCUCCUUCUCGGACGUCAGCGUGGUCCGCGUGGCCGGCGGCUACCUGCUCAUGCUGGCCUACGCCUGCGUGACGAUGCUGCGGUGGGACUGCUCCAAGUCCCAGGGCGCCGUGGGGCUGGCGGGAGUGCUGCUCGUGGCCCUGUCGGUCGCCUCGGGCCUCGGCCUCUGCUCGCUGCUGGGCAUCGCCUUCAACGCGGCCACCACCCAGGUGCUGCCCUUCCUGGCGCUGGGCAUAGGGGUGGAUGACAUGUUCCUCCUGGCUCACGCCUUCGUCGAGGCCCCGCCCGGCACCCCCGUGCAGGAGCGGACGGGCGAGUGCCUGCGGCGGACGGGCACCAGCGUGGCGCUCACCUCCGUCAACAACAUGGUCGCCUUCUUCAUGGCCGCCCUGGUCCCCAUCCCGGCCCUCCGGGCCUUCUCCCUGCAGGCGGCGGUGGUGGUGGGCUGUAACUUCGCGGCCGUCCUGCUCAUCUUCCCGGCCGUCCUCAGCCUGGAUCUGCACCGGCGCCACCACCGGCGCCUGGACGUCCUCUGCUGCUUCUCCAGCCCGUGCUCCUCUCGGGUCAUCCAGAUCCAGCCCCAGGAGCCGGCGGAAGGGACGCCGCCCGCCGGGCCCGGCCGCCUGACGGCCACGGUGCAGGCCUUCGCCCGCUGCGACGCCGCCGGCCGGCACGUGGUCACCGUCCUGCCCCCCGGCGCCCGCCCGGCCCCCCCGCCCCCGGACCCGCUGGGCUCCCAGCUCUUCGGGCCCGCGGGCUCCACCCGCGACCUGCUGGGGCAGGGGGAGGGCCCGGGGAGGGAGCGGGCCUGCGGCACGCUGCCCUGCGCCCGCUGGAACCUGGCGCACUUCGCCCGCCGCCAGUACGCCCCGGUGCUGCUCCGGGGGCACACCAAGGGGGCCGUGCUGGUGCUCUUCGGGGCCCUCCUGGGGCUGGGCCUCUACGGGACGACCCUGGUGCGCGACGGGCUGGAGCUGACGGACGUGGUGCCCCACGGCACCAAGGAGCACGACUUCCUGGCGGCCCAGCUCAAGUACUUCUCCCUGUACGAGGUGGCCGUGGUCACGCAGGGCGGCUUCGACUACGCCCGCUCCCAGCGGGCCCUGCUGGACCUCCACCGCCGCUUCGGCGCCCUCAAGGCCGUGCUGCCCGCCCCCGCCCACCAGCCGCCCCGCACCUGGCUGCACUACUAUCGCGACUGGCUCCGAGGGAUCCAGGCCGCGUUCGACCGGGACUGGGCGGCCGGACGCAUCACCCGCCACUCCUACCGCAACGGCUCCGAGGACGGGGCCCUGGCCUACAAGCUGCUCAUCCAGACCGGGGACCCCAAGGAGCCGCUCGACUACGGCCAGCUGACCACGAAGCACCUGGUGGACGCGGAAGGUCUGAUCGCCCCGGAGGUCUUCUACGUGGGGCUGACGGUGUGGGUGAGCAGCGACCCCCUGGGCCUGGCCGCCUCCCAGGCCAACUUCUACCCCGCCCCGCCCGAGUGGCUGCACGACAAGUACGACACCACGGGGGAGAACCUGCGCAUCCCGGCGGCGCAGCCCCUGGAGUUCGCCCAGUUCCCCUUCCUGCUGAGCGGCCUGCGGCAGACGGCCGACUUCGUGGAGGCCAUCGAGGGGGCGCGGGCGGCCUGCGCGGAGGCGGCGCGGGCGGGGGUGCGGGCCUACCCCAGCGGCUCCCCCUUCCUCUUCUGGGAGCAGUACCUGGGCCUGCGCCGCUGCUUCCUGCUCACCGUCUGCAUCCUGCUGGCCUGCACCUUCCUCGUCUGCGCCCUGCUGCUGCUCAACCCCUGGACCGCCGGGCUCAUCGUGCUGGUGCUGGCCAUGAUGACGGUGGAGCUCUUCGGCAUCAUGGGCUUCCUGGGCAUCAAGCUGAGCGCCAUCCCCGUGGUCAUCCUCAUCGCCUCCGUGGGCAUCGGCGUCGAGUUCACCGUGCACGUGGCCCUGGGCUUCCUGACGGCCGGGGGCGGCGGGCGGGACCUGCGGGCCGCCCGGGCCCUGGAGCACACGUUCGCGCCGGUGACCGACGGGGCCGUGUCCACCCUGCUGGGGCUGCUCAUGCUGGCCGGCUCCGACUUCGACUUCAUCGUCAGGUACUUCUUCGUGGUGCUCACCGUGCUCACCGUCCUGGGGCUCCUCAACGGGCUGGUGCUGCUGCCCGUGCUCCUCUCCGUCGUCGGGCCCCCCGCCGAGGCGCCGGCCUCGGACCGCGCCGGCCCCCUGCCCUCGCCCGACGCGGCGCCGCCGCCCCUCGGCCCCCGGGCCUUCUUCGGAGGAUCCGGGCCGCCCUUCCGGGAAGCGGAGGGGGGCGCGGGGGACGCCCCCGGCGCCUACAUCCUGCCGCCCGCCCACUCCCACAUCCUGCUGGAGGCCAGCAAGGAUCCCAACUUCCCCACCAUCACGGUGGUGCAGACCUACAAGGACGGGCCGGAGGGCCGGGGCCCGCCCCCCGCCCCCGAGCCCAAGUGGGGUCCCCGGGGGGGGCCGCGGCCCACCCUGCCCGGCGGCUUCGCCACCCUGACGGCCUCGGUGACCGUGGCCCUGCACCCGCCCCCGCUGCCCGGGGGCUGCGCCCACGAAGGCUUCGAGGAGGGCGAGGCGGCCCGGCCCCCCGGGGCCUUCCCCGCGGCCCCCCCGGGCCCCAAGGACGCGGGCGGACACAGCUGCUGAGGUCCUACGACGCGGAAGUGACCAAAGGAAGCGAAGAGCCCGAGCCCCCCCGCCGCCGCUGCUGCUGCUGCUGAGCCCCCGCCCCUCCC